Molecule: messenger RNA, 1665 nt
Organism: Aphanomyces invadans
Lineage: Eukaryota; Oomycota; Saprolegniomycetes; Saprolegniales; Verrucalvaceae
Exons: 1
Coding region: 26-1531 (501 amino acids)
Biological process (GO): intracellular mRNA localization
Cellular component (GO): nuclear outer membrane-endoplasmic reticulum membrane network; ribonucleoprotein complex; endoplasmic reticulum
Molecular function (GO): mRNA binding
Source: RefSeq, a predicted model, not a curated record
AAAUCGCAUUUUCCCAGCACAUUCAAUGGCUGACAUCGAAGUUGUCACGUCUACACCUGCCGCUGCACCGCCUGCCGCGCCUGCGAAGGUGGCGUUCGUGCCCAAGCCGGACAAGGCUGCCCAUGAAGCCGAACUUGCUGCAUUGGAGGUCUUGAAGAAGAAGGCCCAAGACCGUACGAACGCCAUCCGCGCCGAACUCGACGCGAUUCAGUCGGGUCGAUCGGGGUUCUCGGAAAAGAUCGCAGAGGCGAAGAAGCUGUAUUUGGAACUGAGGGAAAAGAAGGAGCAUGCGUACACAAGCAAGACGCAACUCAAGGUGAACUUGGACAAGGCGAUGGCUGCCAAGUCCGCUCACCGGGAAUCCCAAAAGUCGGUCCGCGACCAGGUGAGCUACAAAAGCGUGGAAGAGGUCGACAAGCGCAUUGCCGAGCUCCAACACGAACAAAACACGAAGAGCAUGUCGUUGACGGCCGAGAAGAACCUCCUCAAGGAGAUUGCCAACUUGAAGCAGUCCAAGACCGUGCUUGCCAAGGCGGCGGCCGAAAAGGACAACGGCGCCAAGUUCGACGCGUCGAUUGACGAGAUCCGCGCGGCGAUGAAGGCCAAGAGCGAAGAAAUCGCCGCCGUCACGGAAGCGUUCAACGCUCAAAAAGCUAUCUUGGACGCGCUGCGCGACGAAAGCAACGCCGGCGGCCGCGACAACUACCCCAAGCUCAUCGAAGAGCGCAAGGCGCUCAAGGUCGAGAUCGACGACAUCUUCAAUAAAAUCAAGGCGCUGCGUCAAAAGUUCAAGGAAGACAACGACGCGUACUUCCAGGGGCUGCGCGCCAAGCGCGAGGCGCAGAAGGCGGCGCGGGAAGCCGAGGAAGCCGCCGUCAAGGCCGAAUUCGACGCCAAGAUGGCGGCCUACGAGGUCGAACUCGCCAAAAUUCACCCGUACCAAGAUGAACUAGACCUCUGCCAAGCCCUCGUCGUAUACCUCGAAAAGACGUACGGCAAGGACCUCCAUGCGGCGGCGAAGGCGUCGACGACGGCCGCCUCUGUCACGGUCGAACUCGACGGUCUCCAGCCGCUCAAACGCGACGACGAAGCAUUCUUCGCGCCCAAGAAGAAGGGCGGCAAGAAAUUCAACAACAACGCAGCUUCGUCGAAGAAGGACGUCAAGUUGGUGCUUCCCCUGGCGCAGCUCCAGUCGUUCGCCACCAUCGAGCUCGCGCCGCCCGCUUUCGUGUCUGCGGUCGCUGACUCGAUCGCGGCGAUCAAGGCCAAGAAGGAAUGGUUUGCGAACCAAACGGAGCGACCCCAGGCUGCCGCGCCCGUCGCCGCCGACAAACCGGCGUCCCCCAAGAAGGAAAAAGCGGCUGCCCCCGCCAAGAAGAAUGCCAAGUUCAACGCGGCCGACCACGGCGCGUUCCCGACCUUGUCUGGCGCAGCGCCGGCCACCGCCCCCGAAGCGACAUGGAACCGCAUCGCGACGUCGGCCCCUGCAUCCUACGACUACAACGACGUCGUCCAAGGAGACGACGAAUAGGUUGCGCCGCCGCCAUGGUCAGCGCCGUCGCGCUGAGGGAGUGGGUAGAGUAGAAAGAAAGUCUCGUCGUCAUCGGACGAGGCAGGUUAAGUUGUCAUAUAAAUCUCGCCGCGGACUCGGGGUUUUAUACUGGG